This is a messenger RNA of Prorocentrum cordatum, 2227 nucleotides long. The record is from the annotation of a GenBank genome assembly. NCBI's taxonomy places the organism in Eukaryota, Dinophyceae, Prorocentrales, Prorocentraceae.
UGAGGACAUUGGCGGGCCUGAUCAGCAGUAUCUGGGGCUGGCGGUGUUCCCGCAAGACAUCGACCGACUCUUCCGUUCCAGAGCUUAUUCGAGUCUACGACGGCUAUGGCGCCAGCGUCGUGAUGCCCGGCUUCCUGCUGCAGAGCAUGGACUUUGCCGUGGAGAGGCGACAGCGCGGGGAGAGGGGCCUCCACGGCCGGGUCGCCGUCACGAACGUCUCCAUUCAGGAGAUCCACCUCAAGAAGAGCACAACGUACCUGCCGCACAUCGCAAUCCUCCUGAAGCUGCGGUGGCUGCUGCGCCUGCACUCCGCCUGCUCGGAGCUGAACUACAAGGUCCUCGCGACCAAGCAGCUGGUGCUGCACCUGCAGCACCUCAUCCUGCAGGAGAAGACGGAGGCGAUGGCGGACUCCAUGUUCCAGACGAAGUACUCCAGCCACGUGGGUUCGCAUCUCAGCCUGAACGCGGUGUUGGAGGACAUCUUCGACCAGCUGAAGGGAUCGUUGGGCGGCUCCUGGAAGGGCUUCUGCGAGUUCGUUGCCUCUUGUAGCCCCAGGUUUGCGCUGGCCAUCUCCGACAUGGACGGCGGGUGGAAGCACGGCAACACGGCGCAGCACAAGGUAGUGGAGAACGACAGUUUGGCCAUGACCAUCGACACCAUCUUCCUCACGAACUUCUUGAGGCAGCGGCGCGACGAGGAGGGCGGCCUGCAGGGCCUCCUGAAGGACAUGGAGAGCCUCGGCAUCCCCCCGCUCCAGCUGCCCACAAUGCAGGGCGCGCGCAACCUCCUGAACUACGGCAUGCAGCACCUCGGGCUCCUGUCCGCGGAUCAGCGCGCUGCGCUGAGGAGCAUCGGGCAGAAGUCGUUGGAGAAGCAGGCCCAGUGCGACGCCGUGAUGCUGUGCGCGGAGCUGGAGCUGCAGUCGUACGAGGUGGUCGCGUCCGGCUGGGAUGACGAUGACGGGUCGUCCGACGACUCGGGCGAGAAUGACUUGACGCCGAUGGACCGCGCGCCGACGCUCGCGAGUAUGCGCAGCAUGGUGGCCACCCCGGACGGCAAGGUCGCGAGGGCGGUGUUCGUGGAGAAGCCCGAGGUGAAGUCCAGAAUUUUCAAGGCCGCGAUCCUGGCGCUUCGCUUCUACAACAUAUUCCCGAAGGGCAUCCGUGACCGCCUGUGGCAGAUCCUCGCCGAGGACUACAACCUAACCGCCAAGCAGACCCGCGAGCUGCAGAAGGCGCCUGGUCUCGAGACAGACGGCAAGCGUCUGACCCAGAUGCAGCUCAACGACGUGGAGGACAGGGAGAAGGCGCGGCUUCACCAGUUCAUGGUCGACUUUGGCAGGAACACGUCUCACUGCCUCAUGCCGCCGCUGGUUCAGAGCCCGUCGCAGGCAGGGAGGUCGCCCGAGUACACCAAUUGGAAGGAGAAGCAGCUGAUGACGCAGUCCCUGCCCAGCCUGCGGCCUGCGAGCAGCCGCGACGCCAGCCCGAGGCCGCCGUGGAAGACGUGGAAGGGCAGCCCGCUGACCGUGGACAGCCGCACGGGGCAGUUCAAGGUCUCAGGCUACUUCGAGAAGUUGGCUCCUCUCAGGCAACCUGGUUAGGCUUCUGAAGGCACCUUUUCACGCGCUCGUCUGGCUUUGUGCUCCCGUUGCUCUUCUCAGUGUCCGUGGGGCUGAAACUUGAAGCCCCCCGGGGUUUUCCAUUGUUGCGACCCGUUGGUCCUGUAUCAAACAUUCUGCGUGCCCUUGCAUUCGAGAGUGAAUCGCCAUCGACGACGCUCUCUCGAAAGCAGCGGCACACCGCUUGCAAUACAGCGACGCUUGAGCUCCCUAAGGGAUGCAAUGUUCGCGCUUGCAGGUUUAUCUAUCCAUUGUGGCCCGCUCGUUCAUGCUGCUCUUUCUUCGGAACAUGUCCGAUUGGCGGCAUCAUUUGAAGGGUCCAAGCGCGUGGCGGGGAAUGCCAUACGCAAGUGCGGUGGUCUGUCUGCCUGGCUCCCUCUGACGCUCUCUGUCCGCACUCGGCAAUCACGGUUGCUCUGCCUUCACUCUCGUGCCGUUCAGGGGAGCUGCGUCGGGGGAUUUUGAGGCGAUGCUGAAGGCAUGCCGCCCAGCCGCAGCCAGCUUUUUGCACACGUCGCCGGCGCGCCGCCCAGAGGCAAGAGGGCGCAUGAAGGCGCCUCGGUCGCUGCUCGGUCGUUGGAGCGCGUGGCUGCGCACUCAGAAAA